Molecule: messenger RNA, 2475 nt
Organism: Symphalangus syndactylus (siamang)
Lineage: Eukaryota; Metazoa; Chordata; Mammalia; Primates; Hylobatidae
Gene: DOHH
Product: deoxyhypusine hydroxylase
Biological process (GO): peptidyl-hypusine biosynthetic process
Molecular function (GO): deoxyhypusine monooxygenase activity
Source: RefSeq, a predicted model, not a curated record
CACCUGGCACCCUGCCCUUGUAGCCUUCCUGAGUCAGCACAGCUCCUGGUCCACCGGAAGUCCUCCGUAAACAGCCUGCGCCACAAACAUGUUGAGAUGACGUCCUCGCAAGGCGGCUGAGGGCUGCAGUGAUGCCUGUUAUCUGCAGUCAGCUUUCCAACACAUAGGAAGGCAAUACAAUAAUUAAAAAAAAAAGGGGUGGACCGGGCGCAGUGGCUCACGCCUGUAAUCCCCAGCACUUUGGGAGGCCGAGGCGGGCGGAUCACGAGACAGCAUUCUGGUGACACCAGUGAGGGUUUGGACCCCGAUCCCCACGGGAGCAGUAAAGAUGAGUGAGCUGAUUGGAUUCUGACUCUAUUUCAGAGGGAGAGUCUACAGGCCCGUGGAUGGAUAGAAGGAAGAGGUUCGAGCUCCCUCAGCCCAUUGGCCACGCCUCUGGAGUCUGACCACGCCUAGAAACACUGCGCAUGCUCUGUCGCUAGCCAGCCCAGGCUCGGCGCUGAAUCGGCACAAACCAGUCUCACUUCUCGUAUCGCAGCGGGGAGGUUGGAGAGAAUUUUUUCCCAUAAAAGGGCAUACGUUGCCCGUCCCCUUCCCCAAGGAAUGCACUAGGAAUACUGUUCCUGUGUUUGCAUGAGCUGUGGCACCGCACCGACUCGGGCUUCCGGGCCUCCCUCCUGCACGGGAGCCUCUCACUAGGUCUCCCCCGGGGCUGCGUUGGUGCCGUCCGGCACGGUCACGUGGGCGAGAAAAUGGCGGCCCCCAGACCGCACUGCGAGCGUCGCGGCAGGUGAAGAGGUGGUGGCAGAGGCGCAUGCGGGUACUGGUCGGGCCGACAGGCCCUGAGUCUCCAGAGCUCGGUGAGGCGUCCCGGAGGCGGCGAUCACGGUGUGGGGCCCGGGUCUGGCGGGCGGUGGCACCAGGAUCGCCUCGUUAGGUUCUUACGUCCCGUGUCCCCAGGUUUAGCCUGAGCAGGGUUGUGGAAGGCCGGGGCCCAUCGACAGCACGAUGGUGACGGAGCAGGAGGUGGAUGCCAUCGGGCAGACGCUGGUGGACCCCAAGCAGCCCCUGCAGGCCCGCUUCCGGGCGCUGUUCACGCUGCGCGGGCUCGGCGGCCCAGGUGCCAUUGCCUGGAUCAGCCAGGCCUUCGGUGACGAUUCUGCCCUGCUCAAGCACGAGCUGGCCUACUGCCUGGGCCAGAUGCAGGAUGCCCGCGCCAUCCCCGUGCUGGUGGACGUGCUGCAAGACACCCGUCAGGAGCCCAUGGUGCGCCAUGAGGCAGGGGAGGCCCUGGGGGCCAUUGGGGACCCGGAAGUUCUAGAGCUCCUAAAGCAAUAUUCCUCGGAUCCCGUCAUUGAGGUGGCCGAGACCUGCCAGCUGGCCGUGCGCAGGCUGGAGUGGCUGCAGCAGCACGGCGGGGAGCUGGCGGCGGGACCCUACCUCUCCGUGGACCCUGCCCCGCCGGCUGAGGAGCGUGACGUGGGGCGCCUGCGGGAGGUGCUGCUGGACGAGUCCCGGCCGCUCUUCGAGCGAUACCGCGCCAUGUUCGCCCUGCGCAACGCGGGAGGCGAGGAGGCCGCCCUGGCGCUGGCCGAGGGUCUGCACUGUGGGAGCGCCCUCUUCCGCCACGAGGUCGGCUACGUCCUGGGACAGCUGCAGCACGAGGCUGCGGUGCCCCAGCUGGCGGCCGCCCUGGCCCGGUGCGCCGAGAACCCCAUGGUACGGCACGAGUGCGCGGAGGCCCUGGGCGCCAUCGCCCGGCCCGCCUGCCUGGCCGCGCUGCAGGCUCACGCGGACGACCCAGAGCGCGUGGUGCGUGAGAGCUGCGAGGUGGCUCUGGACAUGUAUGAGCACGAGACCGGGCGGGCCUUCCAGUACGCGGACGGCCUGGAGCAGCUGCGCGGGGUCCCUUCCUAGGGCCCCGCCCUCACCUGGGGCUCCUCGAGGACUCUUGAGGGCCGCUCCUCCCCCGCAGAGCUUUGGCGUCUAAACCGGGUGUGUGUGAAUCGGUGUCAUCGCUUGUGUCUUGCUGGGCGCACGGUUGCGGUUGCUGUCCCCCUCCUCCGUCUGGGACCGAGGAGCUGCCCUUGUGCUGUGACUCCCUGAGUCCCCUGACCGCUCCCCGGGGCCUGGCGCAGGGCUGUAGCGUGGAAGUUUCCAGGCUUGGGGUGGGACUCUGCGGGAGGCUCCGGGAUGCCCGGCUCAGGACAGGGGAGGACUGUGAGGGAAACCAGGGGAGGAUCGCGAGGGAAGCCAGGGGCAGAGCUGGGGCUCUGGGAAGAGGCUGGCUUUGUGGUGGCUUCAGCUUCACUAGGAAUUGGGCGCAGGGACUGGGGGUCUCUGACUCCCUACCCCGAGGCCUGGGUAGGGACGGGGUGGUGGUCCCUGAGUGGGUCAGGUAGGGCACAGGGACCAGGGAGGGACAAGCAGACCUCAAAGCGCUGCCCAGAUGGAAUAUUAAAUUAUUUUUGCCAA